GCAGGACCUGCCAUUUCCAGAGGCGGGCAGGGGGGUCGGGCCGCAGCAGCGGCUCUCCGGCAGGCCCUGCCCACCGUGUGGAGACAGGCCCGCUCUUUCCCCGCCCCCUGCCAGCGAGGGCUCAGUUCCCUUGGUAGCGACCGCAGUAGCGGCGGGAAUAACGGGCAGAGCCCGAGGCACCUCCAGGAUGUCGCGGCCGCCUCGGCGCGCCGUGCAGCUGGCGCCGAGCUCUCUGGCCCUGGUGUUGCGCCGCCUGCAGCAGUACCAGCAGCACGAGGAGGAGGGAGAAGCGGCGGCAGCGGCGGCUGCCCCGGGCGAGCCCGAGGCGGAGAGCUGCGGCGACGAGGCGAGCGGCGCGGCCGUCUUCCAGGCGUUCCGGCGCGCCAACGCCGCCUGCUACUGGAACGGCGGGCUGGCGCGCGCCGUGUCGCGGGUGUGGCUGCAGGGCUGGCUGCGGGGCGGCGUGCUCUUGCUGCAGGGCCCCGCCGCCCCGUUGCAGCUCCUCCGCGACGCCUGGCUUCGUAGGGCGCUGCGCCCGCCCAAGGGCUUCCUCAUCAGGGCUGUGGGUGAUGUAUCGCCAGUGCACAUGAAUCCCAUUUCACAGUCCCAGUUCGUUCCUUUGGCAGAAGUCUUGUGUUGUGCUAUAUCUGAUAUGAAUGCAGCUCAAAUUACCGUUACACAGGAAACCUUACUGGAUCAGCUGGGGAAACAUUACCCAGGUAUUGCAACUCCCACACAUGAUAUUCUAUAUAGUACACUUGGGAUGCUAAUUAAAGAACGGAAGAUAUAUCACACUGGGGAAGGAUAUUUCAUAGUGACCCCAAAUACAUAUUUUAUCUGUAAUAAUGCUAUGAAAAACAACAAGAGGGUCCUUUUUGAAGAUAAUUGCCCUCAAGAACCUUCUGUUACAUACCUUGUAAGCGUGGAAGAUGCUGCAGAACUUCUACAAAAUAAUUUCCCUAUUGCAUCCCAUUGCAGAUCCUGCCAUUGUUUCCCUGGGCAGACUGCAGUCAAUGAGCAACAUGUCAGCCCUCAGCCUAAUGGGAAAAGUCAAAAAGGGUCUUGUGAAUCCAGAUUUUCAGUUCAGAAUCAGGCCACCAAUACACUUGUUGAGAACCGUUCUUGUGGAGCUGCUCACUAUAUGCAGUCAGGGAAAGAGAAGGAGAAGAUUAAGAAGUUUGGUCUUAGCCUUUUCUGGCGCAACACUUCCAAGAAAGAAAAACCAAAAAAAGUGCACACUUCAUUUUCCGCCCAGUUUCCUCCUGAAGAAUGGCCAGUCAGGGAUGAAGACAAUUUGGAUAAUAUCCCACGUGAUGUUGAACAUGAAAUUAUCAAACGCAUCAACCCUGUGCUGACUGUCGACAACUUAACCAAGCACACUGCGUUGAUGCAGAAAAUAGAGGAGCAGAAAAAAUAUAUCAGUAAAGGAACCUCUACAGAAGUGUUGACAAUGAAGCACAAACACCUUCCCAAAGGGUUCACUCAGAAAAAACAAAAUAAAGCUGCAAAGUAUCGCAGGAAACUGCAGUCCAACAAAGAAAAGCAUGUUAAUAAGUCAACAAGGGAGUUUAAAAGUGAUGACCAGAUACCAGCUAAUAGCAAACUGGAAAACUGUAUUGAACAUCCAUCAUCUUGUAUCACAAAUGAAACUAUAGUUUGCAACCAGCAGUUGUGUGAGGAUGCAAUCAAUGUUGAAUCUCACUUUAUAUACAAAAAAGAAGUUACUAAUCCAUUUAAAGAUAUUUCUUGUAAAGGGAAUAGGUCAGCGAAAGGACAUAGGAGUCAGAAAAACUAUGAUGUAAAAUUCGGAGCUCCAAGAUCAGAGAAGAAUUUCCCACAGUCCUGGUCUCUGGAUUCCUCAAGAACUGUGGACUGUAAAGCUAAGCAGUCAGCCAGCAUCAAAUGUGAUGCUGAAGACGACAAAAUGAAACAGUUAAAUUACCUACAAUGCAAGGUUUUACAAAAAGAAGUCAAAUAUAGUUGUCUGGAGGAAAGUGCAGCUUGCAAAGGUAAUUUGCAUAGAAGGGCAACCCCAAAAAGCAUGGAGAUGCAGGCAGUGUCUAACACUUCUGCUGCAUUUGUGGAUGAAGCAGUAGUGGAGAAAAUGCAUCCUCAGAACUCCAGUCAAACUCACCAGUGUGAUCAAACUGGCUUGCUGGGUCAAACAGCACACCAACUAACUGAUACCCAUCUUCCCAGUGAGGCAGAUGCUCAACAAUUUAAACAAUCUGAAAAUAUUGUUGCUCACAGACAAAAUGACAAUUUAAAGAGUGAGUGUACUAACAUGAACAAAUGGCUUGAGUCUGUUAACCCACAAAAUGAAAGAUUCACUUAUGAUAAUCCGACUCCGUAUCAAGAAUUGGAUGAUGCCAACACUUGUAGUUCUCUAUAUCAUGGAGAUGAAGAGCAACAUGAUGUGGAUUUGUCCAAGCUGCAAUCCAGCCAACUCCCAUAUAAUUCUUCAGAUACAGGGAAGUGGAACAGCAUAGAACAAGAACUGGGCUCAACUGUGUUGGGAAAUGGAAGUGUUAAUUCUCACUUCUCAAGGUACAGAAUUGAUACAGACGGGGUUGGUCCCUGUGAGUGUGAAGAAAAUGAAUUCCUUGGUUUUUCUAGAUCUAAGGAUAGCUUAAAAGAGUAUCAGAAGAUGAGCCUAGGAGGAGGAAGUUGUGUGUGCCACCAGCUAUCUCAGUUUGCCUACAAAAGCAAUGAAGAGCGAGAGGAUGUUUAUGAACAUGGGCAGACACCUGAUACGGCUGAACCCUGUUUGUUUGAUUUCUAUGAUGUGCAUGAGGCAGAGACCAGAGUUUGGCAGAAGUCAGUAAAUGAAGUGGGUGGAAAAUUAGCAUCCUUGAUGCUGCCACCAAAAGGCUGGGAAAUUAAGACAAAUGAUACGAGAAAGCAACAGUUGUUGGAUAAAACUGAUGCUGCAGUUCUAGAUCAGUGUGUCCAGUAUGAGCAAAACCACUUGGAAGGGACGGGAAACCACAGCAUAACAGGAGACAGCGGGAUAGAUUCUCCAAGAACACAAAGUCUGGCAUCUGCGAAUUCUGCCAUCUUAGAUGGACUGAAGAAAAGACGAAGUUUUCUCAUGAACUUGGAAGGCAUAGAGAAGACUAUACAUAAUGGAAAGACUCUGACACGAAGCUCCUUGCUUCAGUUGACUCCAGUCAUGAACGUUUAAUUUUUCUUACCAGGUUUUGAUAAUUCCUUUGUAAAUAUGUUAAUAUACUUACUGUAAAUUCUUUGAACUGUCAUAUACAUUAAAGUAGGUAAGAUCAUUAUAUUCUCGUAAUAAGAUGUAUUAAAACUUUGUAAUAAGAAUUUUUUCCAGUGACUUUUUCUAAUGUUUUAUUUCUAGUAAUAAAUUAUAUUGCAGAA
Molecule: messenger RNA, 3381 nt
Organism: Podarcis raffonei (Aeolian wall lizard)
Lineage: Eukaryota; Metazoa; Chordata; Lepidosauria; Squamata; Lacertidae
Gene: STOX1
Product: storkhead box 1
Exons: 4
Coding region: 188-3184 (998 amino acids)
Biological process (GO): positive regulation of transcription by RNA polymerase II
Cellular component (GO): nucleus; cytoplasm
Molecular function (GO): DNA-binding transcription activator activity, RNA polymerase II-specific; RNA polymerase II transcription regulatory region sequence-specific DNA binding
Source: RefSeq, a predicted model, not a curated record